Molecule: messenger RNA, 17292 nt
Organism: Anastrepha obliqua
Lineage: Eukaryota; Metazoa; Arthropoda; Insecta; Diptera; Tephritidae
Gene: btv
Product: cytoplasmic dynein 2 heavy chain 1
Exons: 35
Coding region: 1-17292 (5763 amino acids)
Biological process (GO): microtubule-based movement
Cellular component (GO): dynein complex
Molecular function (GO): dynein light intermediate chain binding; ATP hydrolysis activity; dynein intermediate chain binding
Source: RefSeq, a predicted model, not a curated record
AUGGAAUCCAUACAUCGUCUCUCAACAACCGAAGCCCUACGCUCACUGGAUCAUGUAGAUCUCACGUUGAAAUUGGAACUGGUAGACAACAUACGGAGUAAUUUUGAGCUCACACAAAACCGCCUGGAAGAAGAAGAUCCUGACGAAUUAGAUUCUGAUGCUCGACAGCAGUUCUUGAACAUAUUUAUUUCAGUCAAAGGCGCCAUCACUCGCGAGCUACAGUCCAACCGCUUAGAUAGCCAUUUACAUUCAACCACACGCAAUUUUUCGCCUCAGGACUCGCAAUCUGUGGUUGUUCUUAAGCAACCAAAAUCUUGUUUACCGGAACUGAAGUUGCCAACGUUUAGAGGCAACUACUCAGAUUGGCCACAAUUUUUCUCCAUGUUUCGCACCAUAAUUGACCGAGAAGCUGAAUUAACUAAAGUGGAAAAACUCCAACAUCUCCGCUCAUGCCUUGCAGAUGCCGCUUUGGACACCAUAAAGUCCUUAGAAAUUCGCGAAUCUAACUAUGAUAAAGCUCUUGAAUUACUAAAUAACCGAUUUGAUAACAAGCGUUUAAUUUUUCAGGCACAUAUCCGUGAGUUGUUUGGACUAGAAAGUGUCGAAGGAAAGGUGGCAACAAAUCUCCGGCGGUUAACGGAUAAAAUUUUGUCACAUAUUCGUGCAUUACAGACUUUAGGCAGCAUAGAACAAUUGGCCGACAGCUUGCUGAUACACAUCGUUAUGCAGAAACUUGACUCCGCUACUCAAAACAUGUGGGAGGAAAAAGUGUCAUCCAAUGAGCUACCCACUUGGGAAGGCAUGGCGUUGUUCCUAGAAAAAAGGUGUCAAACUCUGGAGAAUGUUGCGUUUGCUACGCUCGGUAAGACUCCAACUAAACAGGUGAGCAAAUAUGUGAAUCGCAACAAGUCUUUUGUGGUCUCGAAGCCUGCGCAAAGGUCAUGUGUGUUUUGCAAACACCUUGAUCACCUCAUUUAUACUUGCCCGUCAUUUGCGAAACUCUCCCCAAGCGAGCGCUGGAAAGAGGCAAAAAAUGCUGAACUUUGCUUGAACUGUCUUAAGCUUGGACAUCGAGUACAACAAUGCAAAUCCACUCACUGUUUUCGUUGUAAAGGUGCUCAUCACACCCUUUUACAUAAGGAUAUUCCAGAGCAACCCUUCCAAAAUGCCUCAUUGGCAGAAAAGUUUCCUCAACCAGGAUCAGCAGCAUCUUUGGUUUCCAUGGCGCCUCCAUGCAUAUCAAACGAGCACUCAAGCAUUAAACUAAACGAAUCCGUACUACUAGCUACCGCAACGGUGUUUGUAAAAAACAGUGUUGGAUGUUUUAUCCCCUGUCGUGCUAUUUUAGACUCAGCUUCGCAACUAAAUUUCGCUACGAGCAGGUUAUCCAACCAACUACAAUUAAAGAAAUCGAAGUUCCCAGUAGCAGUUUCGGGAAUUGGAGACUCAGAUACAACAGUUGAGUACACAAUCAAUAUUAUUUUUAAAUCUAUUCACAGCGAUUACACAAACACUAUUACGGCGUCAAUAAUUCCCACCAUUACUGAGCAGCAACCAACCACCACUUUCAGCAUAUCGCAAUGGGUCAUACCUAAGAACAUAAAAUUGGCCGAUCCAUCAUUUAAUACUUCUCGUAGGAUUGACCUCUUAAUUGGAGCCGGCAUAUUUUUUGACUUGCUGUGUGUCGGCCAAAUACGUCUUAAGGAACCAACACACAUUUUGCAAAAGACACGUCUCGGGUGGAUCGUCUCUGGCGGUAAACAACGCUGCAACAUCAGCUCUUCGUGCGCGGUGUCAUCCAAACUCGUCGAAAGCAAGGAACCACAUGGAUCACUUGAUCAAAUGGUCCGCAGUUUUUGGGAAACAGAAAAUUGUCUCGAAGGAACCACGAAGGUAACAAAAGAAGAACUAGAUUGUGAAAUACAUUUCCAAACAAACCAUUGCCGUUUGGGUACUGGCGAGUACUCAGUCCGUCUUCCUGUCAAACUGAGUCCAAAUAUGCUUGGUGACUCAUAUCAAUAUGCUUUACGCCGAUUAAUCUCUCUAGAACGACGCUUGCAGCGAAACGACAACGUAAGAUUACAGUAUUCAGCGUUCAUGCGAGAAUAUCUCGAUUUAAAGCACAUGACUCUUGUGGAUGCUCUCCCCAAUGUACCAACAUAUUAUCUUCCUCAUCACUGCGUUUUUAAAGAAGAUAGCACAACAACGAAAUUACGGGUAGUAUUCGAUGGUUCAGCUUCUACAACAAGUAACUACUCUCUGAAUGAAAUUCUUAUGACAGGUCCAACAAUUCAACCAAAACUUGCAGAAACUUUAAUACGUUUUAGGUCAAGGCCCAUCGCAUUAACAGGUGACAUAUGCAAAAUGUACCGCUGCGUACGCAUCACCUCACCAGAUGACUAUCUUCAGUGCAUACUUUGGAGGGAAAACCCGAUGGAAGAUGUUAAGACCUACAAAUUAGAGACUGUCACUUAUGGAACACGACCAGCAUCAUUCUUAGCUAUUAGAGCUAUGCACCAGCUGGCUAACGAUGAAGCCGAAUCUUACCCCCUUGGUGCUCAGAUAGUACUGCGGGAUUUUUAUGUUGAUGACAUGAUCACUGGAUCCGAUACUGCUGAGGAGGCAAUUGAAAUAAUGGGACAAACUUCGCAGCUACUUGCAAAGGAAGACAGCGAAUUAUCAGUCAAGGAAAACUUUUACAGCCAACUAGAUCAUACACUGUUUACGAUACCAACCAAUGACAUAAUCGUGCUAAUGGGCGAUUUUAACGCUCAAUUAGGCCCAAAUAACGAGAAUUUUGAGAGAGUUCUAGGAAAGCAUGCGAUAGGCACGCGGUCUGAAAAUGGAGAAUUAUUACUAGAGCUCUGCAGCAACCACGAUCUCAGAGUUGGAGGCUCCGUAUUCCCACACAAAUUAAAUCACAAAGUUACGUGGGUUUCACCAACGAAGAAUGUAGAAACUCAAAUCGACCACAUUUGCGUGUCAAGAAAGUAUUUUAAUAUUGUUCGCGACGUACGUAAUAAACGCAGCGCAGAUUUAGGAAGCGACCAUCACCUAAUUAUCGUAGAGCUUUGUAUCAAACUCUUCCCGAACACCAGAAAGCGCGCUCAACAAGCUAAGAGAUACGACCCUACCAAACUAAAGACCGAAUCCAUUAGAACAAGGGUUGUUGACAAAAUAAAUAAUAUUCGCAAAGAUACUACAAACCCAAUACGCAAUACAAGCCAUAUAUGGGCUAAACUUAAAAACGAGUUACAGAAGAUCUGUGACGAUACGAUCAAGGCAGUCCCACAACAGCGUGCAGAAUGGCUAAGUCACACAACCUGGAACCUUAUAGAAGAACGCAGAAAAGUCAAGGUGAAUCUAACAGGAUGUUGCAGCAGAAGAAAAAAGACAGAGCUUGACUCUGAAUAUAGAAGGCUAACUAAAUUGAUUAAAAAGCAAGUCGUAAAAGAUAAACAAGAUUUCUAUGAUGAACUAGGAAGGAACGCGCAAAAUGCAGCUGACAGAGGUAAUAUAAGAGACGUCUACAAAGUAAUUCGUAAACUGAGUGGCUGCAAGGGAACAUACGAGUCGCCACUAUAUGACGAAAACGGCACAAUAGAAACAUGUAAAGAAAAACAGCUCGCCAUUUGGAAAACGUAUUUCCAAAAAACUCUCAACUCUGUGUACGGUGAUAGUUCAGAAAGUUUCGAAAUAAGAACACGGCGUCACCCUAACAGAAAUAUAAGCGUGCAACCGCCAGAUUUAGGAGAGAUAACAACAGCAAUCAAACUGAUGAAAGACGGCAAAGCUACUGGAAAGGACGGUAUCCCUGCUGAACUCUUCAAAGUCGAUACUGAGGCUAUGGCAUCCCUGUUGCUGCCACAAUUCCAGCAAAUCUGGAGAGAAGAAGUGAUGCCUAGUGAUUGGAAAGAAUCUAUCAUUAUUAAGCUACCCAAGAAAGGCGAUCGGAAAAAAUGCGAGAACUGGCGAGGAAUAUCUAUUCCAGAUAAAAUAAUUAACAUCAUAAAAUGCAUGUAUGACGGCUCAUGCUGCCGAGUGUUGCACGAAAAACAACUAAGCGAGUCCUUCCCUACUGUAUCAGGCGUGAAGCAAGGCUGCGCACUCUCUCCCUUACUCUUCAUAACAGCACUGGACAUAGCUUUCGAAACUUAUAAUCGAUGUGGUAUAAACUGGAAGAUGACUCAAAAGCUUGGCGACCUAUCAUAUGCGGACGACGUCGUUCUAAUUAGUAACUCUUAUAACGAAUUACAAACAAGACUCUCCAACACAACAAACGACUGCUUAAAACUUGGCUUACAAGUUAAUAUAAAGAAGACCAAGUCUAUGAGAAUUAACGUAAUCAACAACACAGAGUUUAAAAUAGACGGAGGACAAGUUGACGAUGUAAACAAAUUUGAGUAUCUAGGUAGCAUCCUAACCCCCGAUGGUGGUACAACGGCUGACAUUCAGCUUGAAUAUUUUGCGGCUAGCGGUAGUACUGGUCAAGCUGCUGAUGAGCAUCUCACCGCCAUACACGAAUUUCUCGAGAACGAUGAACUUACCGUUAUUGCAGCGGUGCAUAACAAAUCGAAUGGCAGCAUAAAAUUUCAUCAUCGCAUACCGGGCGAUGAGGUUUGCUUGCUAUUCUACAAGAUACCACAGGUCGGCGGCAACAAGAGUGGCUCCACAAACAUUUCAUCUGCUACUAGCAGUGGCGCAUACGACCAACCGCUUGGCAUAUUAACGCUGGAAGGUGGACUGGUCAAGUCGAUUUACAAUUCCGUUUCGCGUGUAUUCUCACCGCAAGCCGAGGCCAGGAAAACUGAAUAUAGUCCCGAGUUGAGCGGUUUACUGGAAAGUUUGCAUGUCUCUUUGGGCUCAACAUUGGGUUUGCCGCAAAGUGGCAUAACAUCAGUAAAGGAUGAAAUUAAAUUUUGGAAACAAAAAUUUAAUAAAAAAUCCAGUUCUCGCAUUGAUCGUGAAAUGUCGCAAGUAUUUAUUGGUGUACUGGAAAAUAUUGACAAGCAAAUGAGUUCAAUCGAUCAUGCCAACACCGGCACCAGCAUUGAGGAGUUUUUAGAUAGUUCACACAAUAGUCUCGAUGAGCUUUGGCGCUUACCUUACCACUAUCCGCAGGCGCGCAUGGCUGAUCUAUUGGAUAUCAUGGGCAAUGGUUUGCUGGAAAUAUGUGUCGAGCAACUACUUAUGGAGGAUAUUUGGAAUUUGAAUUCUCAUCAUGUGAAUAUGCUGAUGAGCCAAUGCAUUGACACCGCCGACUCUUGGAUGCAGUUGUGUGACUCGCUUACGCGUCUCUUCUGGCCAAAUUAUGUGCAGCAUCCAUGGGUAGGGGCGCCCCAUGUGCCCAAGCGUGGUCAGCAAUUUAAAGAGCGGCUAUCAGAGAUUAAGAAUAUAAAAAAUCUUUACAAACAAAUCGCCACAUUAUUGAAUGACGAGGAGAUGAAAAGUAUGCUCUAUGAGAGUUCGCCAUUUAAGGAUAUUAAUAUAUUCGACACUACUGCUUUGGGUCAAUCAAAAUGGAAUAAAGCUUUACAAUAUUUUGAGCAAAUACUGCAACCCAUCGAUGAGCGUAUUGCCUCAGCACUUAAGGCACAACUUCAUAAUCAUCUGAGCAAUGCGCGACAGGUCAUCUUUAUCUUCUCCAAAUAUGAGACGCUCAUCCAGCGACCAGCUGUACUCGAGUUGUUGACUAUCGAGCGCGAACAAUUUCUACAAUCACUACAGAUUCUGCUGCAGGAUUUGCGCAAAGCCAUGUCUGAUACGAAUAUGGAGCCCGAUACCGGUCAUUUGUCAGUAAUUUGCAAUGAGUGUCGUUGGCUGAAAGUCGUGCAAUAUCAGAUUCAAGAAAUCGAGAAGGUUAGUCAUUUGAUUAGCGGUCGUGAUGGCUAUGACAAGAUCAACAAAGCCGUGCAAGAAAUCAAGGAGGAGACCGAGUCAUUGCUGCGCACAAACUUCGAAAUUUGGUGCGGCCAAUGUUCCACAUCUGUCAAGAGUGGAGAAUUGAAAUUACGCGAAGACCAACCGGUCGUUAAAUUCGAAAAGGAAGGCCGUCAACUAAUGCGUGUUACGUUCAACCCCAAACUGGUCACUUUUUGUCAAGAUGUGCGCGAAUUCGAGAACCUUGGCUACAAUGUGCCGGCAGAGUUGCGCUCAUCGGCGACACAUGCCGCUAAAUUCAUGAGUUAUGCGCGCCGCUUGCAGCAGAUUGCAACAUUUCACAAUACAAUCGGUGAUCGCAUGAUACCUUGCCAAAGACCGAUUAUGCUGAAGAAUGCGGUGCAAUUAUCGAAAUUGGUGCAAAGCGAGACGGUAGCCUGGCAUGAUGAAGAGUCCGUGCAACGUUAUGUGGAUAUGCUGCAAACAGCUGUGUCCAAACUCUCUGCGGACAACACCCUACUAGUGGGCUACCAUGAGCAGGCCAAAAGAACGGUUAUUAAGCUCAUGAAUACCGAUUUGUUCACACAAACGCAAGUUUGGAAAGAUGAAAUGCGGCAUCUGCGCGAUUUGGUGGCUGCAAUGGAGCGUCAAGGGUACACCAACCUGGACGCCUUCAAAUUGCAUUGGGAUCAUCAACUCUACAAGGUGUUGGAAUAUCAAUAUAUCAUCGGCCUGGUAGACAUGAACAAUAAGCUGCCCGAUAUACACAUCGAUAUUAUGUUUCGCCAACGGCAACUUUGCUACCGCCCACCCGAGGAGGAGAUACGCGAAAAAUAUUUCACUCAGCUCCGACGCUUUAUUGAACGUCCCAGCAGUUUUCGUGGGCUCUCUGACAACAGCACCGAGUUAUUUAAGUCAAUGGUGGAAAUAAAUCGUCAUCACAUCGGUCCACUUUUCGCGCACGCUGAGGAAUUAUUUCGUAAGCUUGAACAAUUCAAAAAGAUUUGGCUUCCUUGGGUCGCGCUGGGUUGCGUUGAUAUCGAAGAAUUGUGUGGCAUACAUCUUAGCGUUGCAGAGGAUUGGGAUCGCGAAUUUCGAGCUUGUAAGAAUUUCAGUCAAAAGAUUGCGAAAAUUCAGAACUCCGAAGAGUCCAUUGAAUGCAUUAUUAUCAAUACUUCGCCAUUACGUUCGGAGAUAGAAUUGAUUAGUCGACGUUAUUGGGAAUCUUUAACCAAUAGCUUACGCACGGCUAUUGUAAAUGACGUUACCGUCAUCCAAGAGUUCUUGCAAAGCUCAUUGCAGUUCUUGAAUAAUGUGCCCAUGGAUGAGACGUCUAUCACAGAGUCGGGCAUGAAGUACGAGAAAAUGAUGACGGAACUACCGAAGGUAUCCGAGGCUCUCGACGCUGUCAAGAGCAAAGACACCUGCCUCGCCGGGUGGUGCAAGGAGCGAGUUACCGCCUUGGCAAACAUUCUGUUGCAAUGGGAACGGCUACAGCCUCUCAUAGAAAAUCAUGCUGUAAUACUUCAACGUCAAGUCGAUAUGAUUAAAGAUCAAGCUCACUCGCAGAUACAGAAUUUACAAAAUGAAGCGGAAAAGUUUUUCCUGCGCUGGGAAUCAACCAUUAGUGAGCUGGAAAGUAAUGAAAAUGCCACACUGGAGCUAUUCAAAGAACGCCAAGAGCAUUGGCAACAACUACAAGCAAAGAAAGUGCAAUUACUCGAAGAAUGUGCUAAGUUCAAUAUGUCCUUUCCAGCUGAUGUGCUUGCGCCCUUCACCGAGAUCGAAGAAAAAAUGGAAACACAGUCAAAACAAUGGGAAAUCUACGAUAAAUAUCUGAGCGAGUUGAAUACCAUUACCGAUGAAGAAUGGGCAAUAUAUCGGCGUCGUCCAUAUGUGUUGAAUGAGUUCAUCAAUAAGUGGGAGAGCUCAGUGCAUGCGUCAAUCGAUCUGCCCUCAAAACGCAUUCGACAGAGCGUGGAGCGGUUACAAGGCGUUAUGCCGAUUCUGCAGCAAUUACAAUCGGAUACGUUGACAGAACGGCAUUGGGCGCGCAUAUUUAUGUUAUUGAACAAGUCAGAGGCAAAGUCUAUACAUAAUUUAUUCCUGCGCGAUAUAUUGGAAGAUUAUAAUGCACUACAACAGGCAUCUACAGAGAUCGCGAAUUUGGUGAAACAAGCCGCUUCGGAGCAAAUAGUGCGGCAAGCUUUAACCGAACUGGAUCAAUGGUCUGUUACGUCUAACAUGAAGCUGAUAAAUCACACAGAUUCAGCGGGCAAUACAUUGUCACUUAUCAAGGACUAUCAGGAAGUGCUAAAUAAAAUUGGCGAUAAUCAGUCUUUAUUGCAAUCGGCCAAAAAUUCAGCAGCUUUUGAGGCAUUCUCAGAUCAGGCAGAAUUGUGGGAGAGUCGCUUGAAUACUUUGGACUCGCUGCUAACUAGUUUAAGUCAAUCACAAAGGCGUUGGGUGUAUCUGGAACCCGUUUUCGGAGCGGGCACUUUAAGAAAUGAAGAAGCUCUAUUUCGGCGCAUUGACAAGGAUUUUCGCUAUGUGAUGCGUGAAAUUCAAGCAGACCCCCGAGUGAUAUCACUUAUCAAAAUUAACAACAUAUCAACCAUAGUGAGCUCACUGGAAAAACAACUGUCGCGUUGUCAAAAUAAUCUCAUGACCUACAUCAUGGAUAAGCGAAAUUCUUUUCCGCGUUUCUAUUUUCUUGGUGACGACGAUUUGCUAGAAAUACUGGGACAAGCAACAAAAGAUGCUGAAAUUAUACAAAAACAUAUCAAGAAGCUUUUUCCUGGUUGUCACAGUAUCGGCAUAGCAAACACAUUGAAAGGGGAAUCGACUGUGUACACCAUACAAUCGUUGCAAAGUGCUGAAGGAGAUAUUCUGCAGUUGCGAGAAGUUGUGCCUAUGAAAGGACCCAUUGAGGAUUGGCUCAAUCACUUAGUUAGCUCCAUACAGUGCACACUUAAGGAUGCAAUAUUUGAAUGCUACUCAACCACAGAUGCAGAGAAUUUCACCCAAUCCUUGCUGCGAAAAUAUCCCAUACAAGUGUUGAGCAUCACUCGCGCCAUUCAAUUCACCAAACAAACGGAGAAGGCCAUACUGUCCAUGUCAUUGCGAAAGUUGCAUCAGGCGUUGAACACUGAAAUAACACACUUCGCCAAUAUGAAAAACCAAACAAACGACACUCUGCUACAGAUUAAGUUGCGUGCUCUGUUAUUCGAUUUGGUGCACUACGCAUCGGUGGUGGAGGAGUUACAGGAGCACAAUGUGAUGCAUGUCAGCGAUUGGCAUUGGUUGUGUCAGUUGAAGUUCUAUUUGGCCGGCACUGAUGGGCGCUUAGUCGUCGUGCGUAUGGUGUACGCUGAGUUCGAAUAUUCCUACGAAUUUCUCGGCAAUCCCAAUAAAUUAGUAAACACCAAGUUGACGCACAAAUGCUAUCUCAUUCUCACCCAAGCCAUGCAUAUGGGGCUGGGUGGAAAUCCAUUCGGACCGGCCGGCACUGGCAAAACGGAAUGUGUAAAAGCGUUGGGUGCAAUGUUGGGUCGACUAGUGUUGGUCUUCAACUGUGAUGAGAAUGUGGAUACUGAAUCGAUGAGCCUAAUUUUAACUGGACUGGUGCGUUGUGGUGCUUGGGGCUGUUUUGAUGAAUUCAAUCGUCUACAUGAAGCGACGCUCUCGGCUAUUUCUAUGCUAAUACAACCCAUACAGAUGGCAUUAAAGGACAAAUCGGAUGUGGUGCAAAUUGGUGAGCGAAAUAUCAAACUUAACCAGCAUUGCGGUAUUUUUGUCACCUUGAAUCCAGCUGGCGCCGAUUAUGGUGGCCGGCAAAAACUGCCCGGCAACAUUCAAGCGCUAUUUCGGCCAAUUGUUAUGCAACAGCCCGAGCCAUUGGAAAUCUCACGUGUCAUGCUUUUUGUGGAGGGAUUUCAACAUGCCAGCGAAAUAGCCGAACGAAUUGUCGAACUUUUUGAUUUGUGCACAAAAAUGUUGUCUGUUCAACGCCAUUACGAUUGGGGUUUACGCGAGUUGAAAACCAUUCUAUUAGCUUGUGGCACUGAGCUACGAGUUCACCUCAUCAACAACAAGAAUACCGAGAGAAUAUCCAGUAGUGAAGUGGACACUGCAACAGCAAACGAUAGCGAAAGUAGUUUGAAUAUGGAAAUGUCAGUUGUAGUGCGCAUGUUACGCAUGUCCAUUCUCUCCAAGCUGCAACUAAACGAUGUGGCGCGUUUCGAUAUGCUACUAACAAACGUUUUUCCGGAAAUUGGAAAAGUCACGCAAAGCAAAUCUGAACUGCAACAGGCAUUAGUCGAGGCAAGUGCCAAGCUGGGACUCUGUGUCAACGACAUGCAAAUCGAAAAGGCGUUACAGUUGCAUGAACAGCUCAGCAAGCGUAUGGGUGUGGUGGUAGUAGGCCCACCAGGGUGUGGUAAAUCCACAAUAAUCGCAUUGCUAAGGCAAGCUUUGAUGUCGGCAGCAACGAAAUUGACAUCAUCCUCAUCAUCAUCAGUAGCAGCAGCAGCAGCAGCAGCAUCGUUGGCGAUGAGUGCUACACAAAUCCGCCUUCAUACAAUCAAUCCAAAGUCGAUGAGCCGAGUUCAACUGUUGGGACGCCUUGACCCAGAAACACGUCAAUGGAUGGAUGGCGUGUUGACCAAUACAGCAGUGAUGGUGAAUGCGGAGCCGUUAAAUGUUCACUCAUGGAUAGUGUGUGACGGCAGCAUCGAUCCGGAGUGGAUUGAAGCUUUGAAUUCAGUGUUAGAUGACAACAGAUUGCUGACGCUGCCUUCAGGUUGGCGCAUACAAUUCGGCAACAAUGUGAAUUUCAUCUUCGAAACGGCAGAUGUGCGGCAUGCUUCGCCAGCCACUAUUUCACGCAUGGGCAUUGUCAACAUGAACGCUGCAGACUUUCCACAGGCGCAAAUACUUGAAACGAGGCUAGCCAGAGAAGAGUUCGGCGAUUUGUUGUACAGUUACAUCGAAGAGCAAUUCAAGCCAGCCGCACAGUGGGUCGAAAGCGAGUACUUAUACUGUUUACCCGCUUUGAAUAGGUGGACGCUCCUACGCGCUCUACUAUUGCGGCUGCGCGCCGUGCAAAGUCGCGAUGAAUUCUGUGUGACACUUUGUCGCGCACUUUACGGUUUCUUGCCACCCGAACGCCACAACGAAUUGGCUAAUUUCAUAUUUGAACGCGCAAAUAUUUACAUCAGUAAUCCGAAUAACGCUGAAUUUGCACACUUCAAUAACGAGCGCGGCACAAUUGAGUUUUAUGAGUCGGACGCCUUACCACCACCAAUUGGCGCGAAUGGCAUUAGCAGCGGCGUGCAGCUCAUACAGACUGCUACCGUUAAAUCGUAUUUGAACACAUUGCACACCUACUUAAGCGCUCCCACUAACACGCCGUUCCUGAUUGUGGGUCCUACGGGUGCAGCAAAGACGUUGCUGCUCCUGCAGGCGGUGCAGGAGUACGCCGGUUAUGAUUUGAUUGUCAUUAAUUGCUCGAUGCAGCUAACACCUGCUUAUAUUUUGCAUUGCUUAAAGCAGAACUGUGUAGCGGUGAGUGGCUUGCGUGGACGCGAAUUCAAACCGAAGCAAACACGUGUGGUUUUGUUCUUGAAGAAUCUCGACCUAUGCUACUUGGAUGCAUGGGGCACUAGCGAGAUUAUGGAGCUGUUGCUGCAGCUGGUACAACGCGCCGGUUUCUAUGCAGACAAUCUAGAAUGGGUACACAUUAGCGGUGUGCAAAUAUGUGGUUCUAUUUCGCAGGACCCUGCCACAUCGAUGGGUGGCGGUCUGCACAAAUUGGCGCCACGUUUUCUAGCAAUAAAUCAAUUCCUGCGUGUCAGUUAUCCAACCGAUGCUGAUAUGUUGACGAUAGUACAGAGUCAGCUGGAGCCUCUAUUGGCGAGUGGACGCUUCAAAGCGGCGGCGGUGAAUGUGCAGUAUGUGGUUGAGGGACUAUUGGAGUUAUUCAAGAAGUUACAAGCAACAUUCACAGCUUCGUCACGCGCUUGGGAGCAUUACAAUUUCAAUCCGAAAUUUAUUAUGAAAUUGCUGCACAAUCUCGAAUACUAUCCCGCUGAAGCUUUCAAUGAGGCUUUUUGCGCCGAGUUAACCUCCAUGUUCGAAGAUCGCUUGGCUAGUGAAGCUGAUGUGUCCGAGUUUCAGAGUAUAUUCAGGCAAACAAUGCGCAAGUUCUACGGCAGAGAGAAACUAUUUUUCGUGCCUAAGUCAUCGAAGCACUGUGGUGAAUUUCGUGCGCUCGCGCACGACGCAUGGUUGGAAGAAGUACAGAAACAGAUUACAAUAUGCAAUGCCGAGUCCUUUAUCAUUGACGAGCCGAUCACCAGAGAGCUACUUGAUUUGGUGUCCAAAGUGGCACGUGUGCUGGCGCGCGAUGAGACGCACUUGAUGUUGCUUGCACGCGCUGGUGGUAGGCAUUUGGAUGCGCUAUAUGCAGCAGCCAAUUUACAACAGGCAAAAAUUUUUAUCACACAAGGUGGCGCUGGGUAUGGACUGACAGACUUCUAUAAUGAUUUGAAAUUGGCCAUGCAAACUGCAGCAAUUGAGGAUCAGUGCACCUGUUUGCUCAUCGAUCACUGUUGGAUUACAUUUGCACCGGACAUAAUGAAACCAAUUGAAGCCGUGCUGGAGGGAAGUGAGAUACUUGAUUUAUUUGGUGAUGAUCUGGAAUCUAUAGCUAGCUCGCUGAAGCAUGCUGCACAGUUGGAGGGCUUUCAGGAGUCCAUAGGCGCAUACUUUUUGAAAAAAGCUAAGAAGAAUCUUCAUUUGAUUAUCACCUUGGAUCCGGCCAAUGUGACGCUUAACAGUUUAUUUAGCAGAUUUCCAACACUUUACCGUAAUAUGGAUAUUUAUUUUGUGCGCACUGCCUCUACUGAAACGCAAAAUCAGCUGCCGAAGAAAUUCAUUGAAAUGCUUGGCGAAGCUGCAGGGAGCAGGGGCAGCGUGCCCGUAUUCUCGUACUUUACUGAUGCGGUAGAAUCUUUGAUCACCCAGCAGGCGCCGAAGCGUUACUACCAGUUGAUACGUUCCUACUUUUAUAUUUACACCAAUUUCGCUAAGGACAUCAACAAAAGGCUGGAAAAGUUGCAGCAUGGCGUCGACAAGCUAGCCGCAGCCCAUAACGUAGUAGACACACUCAAAUCCAAUGCCGGCCAACAGGAGGAAGCGCUUGCAGAAAAACGCAAACUGGCCAACGAUGCACUCGAAAUGAUUUCGGCCACUAUGCGGAGCGCCAACGAUCAAAAAACCAAUAUGUUAGAGCUGAAGAAGAAGACGCAGGAUAGCAGCGAGCAGUUGAAACUGCGUCAGAAGGAAAUACAACAGGAGCUCGCCGAAGUGGAGCCCAUACUCGCGGAGGCCAGCACAGCAGUGGGUCAAAUAAAAUCGGAAGCACUAUCCGAGAUACGUUCAUUACGUGCGCCGCCAGAGACUAUACGCGACAUACUCGAAGGCGUUUUGCGAUUGAUGGGUAUACGCGAUACCUCGUGGAAUAGCAUGAAGACCUUUCUGGCAAAACGUGGAGUCAAAGAAGAUAUACGCUCGUUGGAUCCAGCGCAUAUCAAUCCGGAUAAUUGUGUGGCGGUUGAAAAAUUGCUAGACGCGAAGGCGGAAUCCUUUGAAAUGAAGAAUGCAAAACGUGCCUCGGCAGCUGCUGCGCCCCUAGCCGCUUGGGUCAAGGCGAGUGUGCGCUACUCAAAGGUCAUACAAAGCAUACGGCCGUUAGAGCGCGAGCAAAAUGAACUGCAACGCAACUUGGAUGUGGCGGAGGGCGAAAUGCAAACACUAAUGAGCGGUUUGGAUGAUGUGGACAAUCGCGUAAAGCAAUUGUCAGCCAAGUUGAAUUCUUAUACACAGGAAGCAGCGGUGUUGGAAAUUAAAUUGGAUGAUGCGCGUAAGACAUUAAAUGCAGCUGAAGUGUUGAUUGAGAAACUUAGCUCUGAAUUCCAUACAUGGAGCAUGCAGCUGGAUGAGUACAAGGCGUCGCAUAAGACAUUGGACACUAAAUCACUACUCAUUGCAUUGGCCAUUAAUUAUUUCUCUCAUCUGACAUUAGAGCGAAGAAGCUUCAGCAUGGAUCGUUUACUUGCCGAGCUGCAGUUGCGACCAUUCGAUUUGCGUAAAAGCCUACUCACCGAGCAGGAACAAAUCAUCUGGGAAAGCAUGGGUCUUGCACCUGAUGCGCAAAUUAUCGAAAACGCCGCAUUACUACGCCAAAUGAUCGAUUUACCCUUUGGCAGCUAUCCUGUACCUUUGGUCUUGGAUCCUACACAAACCGCCAUGAACUGGCUAGAGGAGUAUCUGCGUACUAAAGAAAGACCAUACGACAUCACCACGCAGAGCAAUGAACGUUUAAACUACAUGCUCGAGUUGGCCGUACGCUUUGGCAAAGUGCUUAUAGUGCAGGAUUGUCAGCAAGUGCGUCCGCCGCUACUGCAGCUGCUACAGGGACGCUUUUAUGUUAAAUUUGGAAAGAAGCUAUUAGAAAUUGGCUCAAAAAUGAUUGACCUACAUGAACAAUUCCAACUCGUACUCUUUACGAAAACCAAUAAACUGAGCAUUGAACCAGAAACGUUGAGCUAUAUGACUUGCAUACCGUUCACUGUGACCGCUAUAGGCUUGGCAGAUCAGCUCAUGUCUAAAGCUAUUAUACUAAAGAACCCGCAGCUGGAGCGCAAACGCAUUGAAUUGUUGAAAAAUGAAGGCGGGCUGUUGAAGCAACGCAUCGAAUUGGAAGACAAGUUGCUGGAAGAGCUCUCAACUGCACAAGGUGACAUUUUGAAGAAUGAAAAGCUCUUGAAUACACUGAAUGAGGUGAAGGAAAGCAGCAAUUUUAUUGAUAAAUCACUGAAGGAAAGUGCGCGUGUGAAAGAGUCUCUUCUGUCCGAUUACACUCAGUUGCGUGAGCUCUGCACAAAGGCAGCAAAAUUUUACAUCGAGCUCACGGUAUCCUAUGAGUUGCCAGCGUUGGCAUUUAUACAACUUUUUCUCAAUUCUCUGCAAACAUUCGAAAGUCGUAACUCGGUUGGAAACGAUAGUGAACGACGCGUGUAUGAGCAGCUGGUUUGUGCUACAUUCCAAUAUCUGGCGCGUUCAACAUCGCGUGGCAGUCACUUGACUUUGGCGUUAUAUGUGUGCAAGAGCGCCUAUCCGGAACGGAUGCCUGCCGCAGAGUGGGAAAUGUUUGUUACGAACUUUAUGGUCACAGCUGAUGUAAGCAUAGGCAGCGUUGAUUUGGGCUCAAUACAGUUGCCCGAAUGUGUGGGUAAAGAGGCGGCGCUUAAAUUGCGGAUAUUCUUAACACAAGUGCCACAUAUUGAGGAACAACUGCAGUUGCAGAAAGAUUAUGCCUGGCGAAGUUUUGUCGUAGAUCAGACGCCAGAGAUGCCAGGCGAUAUUAAAUCACCGUUUCAUAGCGUGCUCAUCGCGCAAAUAUUUCGCCCAGAUCUUAUUUUUGUGCAGCUACGCCGCGCAGCUGCCGAAAUUCUGGGCAUAUCGCCAGAUUCAGUGGUGCAGCCUACAGUGGAGCAACUUGCCGAUGAGAACACUGACAACAAACCAAUCCUAGUGAUUACGCAAACCGAAAAUGAUCCAGGCACUGAAAUAAGAAGUGUCGCUGUCAAAAAAAUUGGGCUCGAAAAAUACACCGAACUUUCCAUUGGGCGCGGUAUGGAACAUCGCGCAUUGGAUGCUAUACGGCAGGCAGCUGAGCUCGGCAAGUGGAUUUGUAUUAAAAAUGUGCAUCUUGUUCCCGAUUGGUUGCCAGAGCUGGAUCGUGAAUUGGAAGUGUUGAAGAAACGCGAUGGUUUUCGCCUGUGGCUUAUUUGCGAAUCGACACGUGGCUUCAGCGAUACGAUUAUGUACAAGUUUGUGAAGGUUUUAUACGAGUUUCCAAGCGGUAUUAAGCACAAAGUCCGUCGUAUGUUGCAAAAUUUUGCGCUGAGUGAUUACCGAAGCAUAUCAAAAGAAGCCAAGUUGGUUAAGAUACGUUUUGUGGUUUUCAUUGUUAUGGCGGUGCUGCAGGAACGUCGCAAAUACAUACCGCAAGGUUGGUCGAAAUACUAUGAAUUUGGUGAAGCAGAUUUGAAAGCUGCAUUGCAAGUGCUACUCUGGCUAGAUAGCACAAUGUCUAGCGGUCGCUACGAUUGGACAAUUUUGCAGCGGUUAUGCGAAAAUGUUGCAUUUGGUGGCCGCAUCAACAACACACGCGACUUACAAGUACUCCAACGUUACUUAGAAGAAUUUUGUGCUGCUGAUGUGAUGAACAAUCGUUGGAGUCCAUUGAACACCAAAGUUGUUGUACCCACAAGUGCACAAGUACUUGAUUAUAUAAGCGCAAUUUCAAAGUUUCCCGAUACGGAUGAGCCAGGCGUAUUCCACUUGUCGAACCACACAAAUAUCAGUCGAGAAAUUGUACAAUCAAAAGAAAUUAUUAAGGAAUUACGAGCAAACUACUACAAGAAAACGGAAUGUACAGAGGAAUCGAUGUGCCGUGAGCAAGAAACAACCGACUUGGUCAAGAUGGAGAAACAAAUUAAACCGAUUUUAGCACUUUGGCGCAAGUUAGCUGGUAAAUGCACUGUUCAAAAAACCGCAGAGGAAUUGCAGGAAUCUACACAGCAGGCUUUGCCUUGGCAACUAUUCGUCAUAUCUGAGUUGAGAACUGCUGCAAAGUGUUUUCAAGAGGUGCACCAAACACUUUCACUGGUACACAACUGGUUCAAGUCAACGGCUAGCAAUACUAAAUCAAAUAUUGAUUUACAUUUAUUUCAAAUGCUUGCGGAAAAUCAGGUUCCCGGUGCUUGGCUUCGCUGCUGGUGUGGUCCACCGGCAACAGUGGACUAUAUACGUGCGAUUGUGAUACGUGGACAGGCAGCUGAACUCCGCUACCGCUCGGAGUUACAUCUGGAUUUUGGACAGCAAAUCGAUCUCACUACCGUUUUCAAUAGUGAAACAAUGUUGUCUAGUCUCAAACUUACUAAUUCACGACAAAUAGGCACUUCUUGUAAGGAUCUCAAGCUGACAGCUCAAGUUAUCAACAGCAAUAUGCACUCCAGCGCACCUGCAAAGGGCUCGGUUAUUACCCUGGCUCCACUAAAGGUUGAUGGCGCUGUUUUUACUUACGGUAAAUUAACUAUAAAAACAGAUGUGGAAAGUCGUGCUCAGGAAUAUAAAUCUCCUGAAUUCAGACUUACUUUCGAGGCUUAUACGAGCACCGAGGAAAAGAAAUCUGGCGCAAAAGUCUCGGCUGGCCUUAUAAAAGUGCCUUUGUAUUCGAACGUCAGCCGGGAAAAGCUCCUUUGCUUUGUGGAUGUUCCAACUACAGAAUCGGCGGAUGUUGUACUUUUGUCGGGAGCAGCACUGAUUGUGUCAGAUUUUUAA